Messenger RNA from Gracilinanus agilis (Agile Gracile Mouse Opossum), 1456 nucleotides. It is a transcript of the gene ORAI1, whose product is annotated as ORAI calcium release-activated calcium modulator 1. Gene Ontology annotation, biological process: store-operated calcium entry. The coding region runs from base 11 to 562 and encodes 183 amino acids. Gene Ontology annotation, cellular component: membrane. The transcript is spliced from 2 exons. NCBI's taxonomy places the organism in Eukaryota, Metazoa, Chordata, Mammalia, Didelphimorphia, Didelphidae. The record is from RefSeq and is a predicted model, not a curated record. Gene Ontology annotation, molecular function: store-operated calcium channel activity.
ACAGGUGGCCAUGGUGGAGGUGCAGCUGGACGCCAGCCACGACUACCCGCCCGGGCUGCUGAUCGCCUUCAGCGCCUGCACCACGGUCCUGGUGGCCGUGCACCUCUUUGCCCUGAUGAUCAGCACGUGUAUCCUGCCCAACAUCGAGGCGGUCAGCAACGUCCACAACCUCAACUCGGUGAAAGAGUCCCCCCACGAGCGCAUGCACCGCCACAUCGAGCUGGCCUGGGCCUUCUCCACGGUCAUCGGCACGCUGCUCUUCCUGGCCGAGGUGGUCCUGCUCUGCUGGGUCAAGUUCCUGCCCCUCAAGAAGCAGCCCGAGCCGCCGCAGCCCAGCAACUUUACGCCGGGCCAGGAGGCGGCCAUCGCCUCCACCACCAUCAUGGUCCCCUUCGGCCUGGUCUUCAUCGUCUUUGCGGUCCACUUUUACCGCUCGCUGGUCAGCCACAAGACCGACAGGCAGUUCCAAGAGCUGAAUGAGCUGGCCGAGUUUGCCCGGCUGCAGGACCAGCUGGACCACAGAGGGGAUCACCCACUGACCCCCGGCGGCCACUUUGCCUGAUGACCGCCCCCACCCCAAGAUCUCGGAGCUGGGGAGGUGUGGAAGGAAGCCGUCCUGCCUUAAUCAUCUUAACUCCUCUCUCCCACGCUCAAACCUGGAGGACGAUUUUCUGGGAGAUGGUCUGGGGAUGCGCCCGGCGCUUCCGAGGAGAAGAGCAGGUUUUUGUUUUUAAAGCCUCCACUUAAAAACUUUCCACAGCCUUCCCUUGUGAUGGGCGAAGCACCCGAGGGCUCCAUCAGGGGCGGCUCUCCCGGGCCCCUUUUUGCGCCUCCUCCUUUUCCUACCCAACGUCCCCAAAGGGCCGUCUUGGAUCCUUCGCCCCUCGUCCCUCCUUUUGCGGAGCAGCGAGAGAGGGUGUGUGUGUGUAUUUGUGUGUGUGUGUGUGUGCGUGUGUGUGUACAUACAAAAUAUACACUUAAGGGACUUGGCUCUGUGUGUGUCCAUGUUUGUUGGGCUGGGGGUGGCCGGUUUUCCUGGGGGUGUGCCGCCCCCUUUCCGUUCUUUCUGUCUCCGCCCGAUGUGUCUUCCAUCUGGAUUGCUUUUCCCCAGGCUCAGGGCAGAGUCCUGAAGGCUGGAUGGCAGGACCAGUAGUCCUCAGGCAAUGGGGGAGCCUUCUUAAAGGGGAAGGGGCACAAAGGCCAAAGAGCUGGAAUUUGAGGAGGGGACACCAGCGCUCUGCUAACUCGGGAAUAACCCAAUUGUGGUGGGUUUCCCACCCGUAAAAUGAAGGGCACCAACUAGGUUGUUUCCACGAUCCUUUCUGUAUCCUCCAUCUCGUCUUUCUGAGCAGUGGCCGGCCUCCCAACCUGUUGGUGAUUUUAUAUCUUUUUGUAUGAAAUGCACAUAUUUUCCAGAGUUUUUAUUUGGAAAUAAACCCCAGGUUGCCAAGUCAAA